CUGUCGCUGAUGUCCCUCGUGAACAAGCUCAGAAGACCAUCUCCUCACAAAGCUCAUAGCGCGAAUGAGGCACAUACGAAAGAGUCCUUGACCAUCGUGUCACACGAGAGCCGUACGAUGGCGUUGGCUCGUGCCGCUGCAGUAAUGACUGCCCCCUCGAAGCCGCUUUCACCUGUCGUCGCGGUACCCAUUCCCAAGAUUGUGAAGCCCGUGACUCCUGCAGAGCAGUACUGGGCUGCGCGAGCUCUUACAGCGGAAGCUAUUCUGUCUGUGAAGACGCAGCACCACGAGGAGAUUAAGAUGUUGGCUGUCGUGGAGGAGACGAAACGCACCCAAGAAGUAGCACAAGUGAAUCAGAUGCAUGAGUCAAGGCAAAGAAGAUUGGAGGCCAUAGCAAUCGCACUGCUCACGGCGCUCGUCGGUCUUGUCGCUUUCCUACUGUACACACCUCAGGCAAACCGUUCUCCCGCGCGACAAUCUCGCAGUGUGCACUUCACCAUCCCUAUCCUGUCGCCGUUCGCCUCAGUGGUCGAACAUGAAUCGUCGGUAAUUGGGACGAAGAUAUUGACUGUCAUUAUUUUGGCCUCUGCCGUGCUAGCGUACGGCUGCUUCCGCUUCUGGAUGGCGCACCGUCUAGGUCGUUAAUCUCGUGGCUUGGGGGCUGGGCUCGGGUGAGUAGUGUAUUGUAUUAGCCAUGCGGGUUCAAUAUAGUCGAUAUUUAAUGCAGCUCUCAUCGCAAUCAAGAUUCCAUCUUAGCGGCAGCGAGCGAAUAGGCAUACUGCUCGUGGCGAAAGCGUCGUUUGCUGCUUGCGGUGCCCGGUUGCGACCUCGGCCGUUCUCCCAUCUGCUACCGUGCCAUCUGGGGGCGUCGUUCCAAGCACUGCAUGCUUAGCAUGUGCUCGCUUUGUUGUAUUUAUGGUCGUGGACCGAACAGUUUGCGCUGGCGAUGAGCAGGUCCAGCGCCGUCUAGAUUGAAUUUGGUCUACCCGCUUUUCUUUCCCAGCAUGUACAUUACGUCUUUAGAAGCUCUAGACUCCGCCUACCAGUUUUAAAC
Molecule: messenger RNA, 1054 nt
Organism: Phanerochaete carnosa HHB-10118-sp
Lineage: Eukaryota; Fungi; Basidiomycota; Agaricomycetes; Polyporales; Phanerochaetaceae
Exons: 4
Coding region: 10-645 (211 amino acids)
Source: RefSeq, a predicted model, not a curated record